AAAACAGUUCAUUAGAAAACAUGCGUGCACUGCAAUAGUCAACAUUCCAUGUGUAUUAAAGUAGUAAAUGUUCACGUAAAAGCAUUGACUUAGAUUACAAAUUCACACAAUUCAUAUAAAUCGAGUUUACUAUUUUCCCUAAUUUAUAAUUUACAUGGUUGAGAAAAUUUAAGGGAAUACAUAUUUGCAUUUGUUUCGCUUUUUAGUCUUGGCCACGAUUAUUUCGCUUCAUUCAACGAUCCUUUAGUGACUGAUCUUUGAUCAACUCCGACCGACGGUAGACGGAAAUCAGCGAAGGCCAAACAAUAUCGAAAUAGUUACAUUGUUGUAGUACAGCAGCUAUAUGCGUCCACGUGCUUGCGAAUAUUUGUCAAGUAUCCAAGUAAAUUCGAAACUAGUGGAGAUAAGUAAAUCGAAAUUAUGUGAACUAUACUAAUGUAUACUCUUUCAAAAAUAUCUAAGUUUGCGUGAAUUUUAUGUAUACAACUUUAAUACAUAUGAACAAUUACGAUGAGUGUGUUUCUCAGUGGACUUUGUUUUUAUUUGCAGUGUUACGUUUAGUAGAUACUGUAGAUGAAAAAAAUCACGGAAAACAUAACAAAUACCGUGGUUCGUGUGUAUUUCUCGAUGAAAAGCGGAUAGGCACAUACAAGUGUAUUGCUGUUGAACGUUUGUGGCAUAUCGAAAAGGCGUAUGCCCUCUUAAUUCAAAAAUCCUAUAGAGAGAAUGUCGACAUGCUCUUGUGGAUUUACCGAGUACUCAAGUUAUACGCCAGGGUACAAUUCUUACAUAUUUUCUGCCUCCAAGCAAAUAGGAUGAGUACAGCUACGGGCCUGCUCUGACGUAUUGACGUAUAUCGAUCGACGGCGAUCAGCUGUCACUCAUACGACGAUGCAAAUCGAAUUGCCUGAUUCAGGCGUAAAAACGCCUAAUUUUUUUGUCAAUGACUAAUUAAUGAAGCUUCAAUUUUAACUUCAAUUUUAUCACUCUUGAUUUUCGUUUUAUUUUGACUCCUAGAAUACAAUACUCAAAUAUUGCUCACUAGUAGGUUUACACCCUGUAUAAUCAAAGUAUACUUCAGGUCCAUACUGAAAUCUCCCUGAGCGAGCCUUUAUUCCUAGAAACGAUUUGAAAUAUCAUGCAACGCGUUAAACAAAGAUAAUUCUAUUCUGACCUCAUCACAUUUGAUACACUGUUAUUCAAGAAUGUUUUAUGUCUAAUAAUCUGAUAUUUCGAUUAUAUCAUUAUUCUCUGUAAUGGAUAUAUACGACGGUUUCUCUCUAUCCGAAUUUUCGCUGGCAGACAUAUGAAUAGUCAAAUCGCGUAAAGGUGACGAAAACGGGGUGGUCAGGAGAUGAAAAGCUUUGUAUGUAGGGAGUAGCAGUUCGUGGGCGUGAGAAGGUGUACGGAGCGUCCCAUAUCUCGGAGGGGAGUAAAAGUAUCUCCCGAUUAAUCGAUGAAAGCUCGCUCGCCUGGCGAAGCUGCACGAAGCCCGAAGUAGAGUGAGGUGGUGGUGGAUAACUGUGGGUGGUUAAGGGAGAGGGUAGAAGUUACUACGGGAUACCGAGCCCAGAGUUUAGAUAGGGAAGAUAUGUACAAUCUAUACGUCCCCUUCUGUCACCAAUUUUUUAUCUAGCAGCAGUAAGUAGUGAGUAGUAGUGAGGAUUACGUGUUCACUUAUGUGCUGGAGGAGAAUCGGGCAAUAUUUGAUGGUGGAGAGGGAAGCAUGCGCAUCGUAUCUGGAAACUCUGACCUGACCGGGACUCGCCCCGAGUUUCAACGGGAACGGGAUUCAGUUGAGUAGGUGAAUUCGAUGAGAGAACAGUUUAAGUCAACGAUCGAUACACACAAUUAAAUUUAAUAUUGUGUAUUUGAUACGACUAUAUCAAAUCCCAAAGAGAAAUUUUUCAUAUUUGUACUGAGGGUCCAUCAACCGGAAUUAUUCUUUUAAAUUAAAUGACUAAAGAAUCGGUUGGUGACAGCUGUCUAAACGAAGCAGUUCAAGAAGGAUCUCAUCAAUGCCAAGAUAUCGAAUAAUCGAUGGAGCAGUCUAUGAAAUCCGGUCGUUCGAACGUGAGUUCGCCGGGCACCGCAUUUUCGGAGAACAGCACGAAUUCUCGAGGUUCCUCGCAAUCUCUCGACGACAUUAACAUAAAUUCAUUAAUGAGUACCCUGCUGCAAGACGUGAACACUGACAACCUGAAUACUCAACGUCAUUCAGCGUGUCCGCAGAAUAGAACUACGUCUAAUAGAUGCACAGGUUGCAUCGAUGUAACCUGUGAUGUAUGUUUCCCCAGUCAACUUUUGAAUUCUUCCGAAUUUGCUUACGAGGACGGAAACCCUCAAAACAUUUCUAAUCGUGGAAUUAAUACACCCAAUUUUGUUUCCUCGGGAUUAUCCACUCUUUGCGAAGUACAUCGCGAUGCACAAAGACUCUACUGCCAAACGUGUAGCAAGCCGCUUUGUGGUGAAUGUGGAGUUCAAAAUCACUACGGACAUGUGAUAAUGGAUUUCAUGGUGGCUUUAGAAGAUGCGGAAAUCCAGUCGAAGGAAAUAUCAAAGGAAGCCGCGCUUGCAAUUGACGCACUUAAGGAAGAACUGGAUGUUGUAGAGAUGGAAAAAGAAACAUUAGAGCAGAAAUUGUUAGAAGCAGAAGCAGACGUGAAGUUGUGGAAAAGAGAGGUAACUGCUGCUUUGGAGGCUAGAGAGAAGGAAUUGUUAGCAAGAAUCGAGAGAGCUAAGCGGCGAAAAGCUGCUAAGCUCAAACUGAAAUACGACGACCUGAGGAAUAAAAUAGACGGUUUGUCUCUCGUCACGGACAAGCUUAUAAAUACAAUGGAAUCAGAAACUGUAGAUAGUGAUCCAUUAAGUUUGUUGGCCGCUACGGACAUCGUGUCAGCUGAGGCCUUUAAAAUUGAUCAAAGUCAUCAGGUUUCAUCUUCACAAGAAGACAACUCGAUCGAUGAUAUUACGGUCUCGUUCGAUGAUAUAGUGGACAGUUUUCUAAACUUUGUAGCGAAUUUUGGAGAGGUCGUUGAGUACAAUGCAAAUCCCAUAGGUGGUCGUAUUAAUUCGAUCCAAACGUUCGUCAGACAAACGCCACCGAGUCCAGCAGUUUUGGUGCCGAAAGAAACUAUUCCCUCAAACGCAUUUCCUGUUACGAUUCGAUUAAAUAUAGAUACUCACCGAUCCGUGAAACCAUUGAAGAUUAUUGGUAACGAUGGCGACGUUAUGGAUAAUUUGUGUCGACCUUGGGGAGUUGCUUGUGACCGGGAAGGUUACAUAGUUGUUGCAGAUAGAUCGAACAAUCGUGUCCAGAUAUACAGACAAGAUGGUAGUGUCGUGAGAAGGUUCGGCACCCACGGGACAGCUCCAGGCCAAUUUGAUCGACCUGCUGGUAUCGCUGUCGAUGCUCGGCGACGCAUUGUGGUCGCUGACAAAGAUAAUCAUCGUAUACAGGUAAUGAAAAUGAAUAUAAGGGUGAAUCAGUAAAAAAUAUCAUAUAUAUUAACUUGUUACUUAAUGAUGUUAUCAAAAUAUGCUGUGCGUGAUUUCAUUAUAUAAUAGAGAUCAUUAAACAUAUAUAGGG
Ceratina calcarata is the source of this 3589-nucleotide messenger RNA. RefSeq names its product E3 ubiquitin-protein ligase TRIM71-like. Bases 2041 to 3492 code for a protein of 483 amino acids. Lineage: Eukaryota; Metazoa; Arthropoda; Insecta; Hymenoptera; Apidae. Gene Ontology annotation, molecular function: protein binding; ubiquitin protein ligase activity; zinc ion binding. The record is from RefSeq and is a predicted model, not a curated record. The transcript is spliced from 5 exons.